Messenger RNA from Zophobas morio, 1200 nucleotides. RefSeq lists its product as uncharacterized. NCBI's taxonomy places the organism in Eukaryota, Metazoa, Arthropoda, Insecta, Coleoptera, Tenebrionidae. The transcript has 4 exons. Gene Ontology annotation, biological process: septate junction assembly; regulation of tube size, open tracheal system. Gene Ontology annotation, cellular component: membrane; septate junction. Bases 106 to 804 code for a protein of 232 amino acids. The record is from RefSeq and is a predicted model, not a curated record.
UCACACGAAAUGCAGCCAACUUGACAGGUGUAAACAAUCGAAAUACCCAACCGAUUACUAAUUAAUCAUCACGAAAAACACCCAAAUUUGUAAAAACCACCCGAAAUGACGCGUUCGGGCUCGGUGGAGAAAACCGACUACCCCAAGGCAUCAGGUUACCUCGUAAAUGGGGCCUUAUUGACCUACAUCGCAGGCCUAUUUCUCAUGAUCGCCUUCUGCAGCCCCUACUGGGUCAAGUCUUUCGACGAAACCUUCUCCGAAUUCAAGAACAUGGGUCUCUGGGAAUACUGCUUCGAGAAUUUCCGCUACCCCUACUACCAAUUCGACCACCUCUUCAACGGCUGCCACCACGUUUUCAGUCGGGAGUUCUACGUGAUCCGCGAGUGGCUGCUGCCCCCGUGGCUCAUGACGGUGCAGGCGUUCGUGACCAUGUCCUUCCUGCUCAGUUUCGGCUCUCAGGUCUUGAUGGCGCUCCAACUGUGUCGCUGGCCCCUCGAGUUCGUCCUGCGCUACGAAUACAUUCUUUCAGCAAUCGACUUUGUUUGUGUGGCAACCACAACUGUUUUUAUGUUUCUUGCUGUGGCGGUCUUCGGGGGAUCGCACGUGCGCCGGGACUGGCUCAUGUACCCCAACUUCAACUACCUGUGUUGGUCUUAUGGGCUGGCUGUCAUUUCGUUUUUCUUCCAUGGGUUUGCCGCGAUCUGUCUGUAUUACGAGGCGCGGCAGAGUUACAAGUUCAGGAGGGAGGCGAAGAGUCUCAUCAUGCAGAUGCACCCCAAUCCGCAGCACCGUUUGGGGUGGUAGAGGGGGGUGGCAGACGAUCGAAACAAAGGGGAUUAGAGUUGGCCGUGAUUUUAACAUUUUAGUUGGCGACAGAUUUUAACUUCAUGAUUUGAAUCACGGGAUCUAAUUUUUUUCGAUCGCUCGGUAUAUUGCGCACGGUGUGCCUUAAGAUAUUUCUGUGAGUAAGUACCUAGAGCACUAAUGUAUUCAUAUUUAACGUACCUCUUUACUAAACUUACGCCUUGAUGGAUAUUACACAUUCCGUCCGUUUAUUAAUGCAUGCAACUAUAAUAUUAUAAUAUUAUCUUGAGUGUUGUUAGAAUUUUUUACUUUUCGUAUUUUUUUUUUUUUUUGAGAUUGUUAUGUUUAUUAUAAGAAUGAAGUAUUUUUGUAUCCAUGUGUUGGAUAUGCUAUUUU